This is a messenger RNA of Dermatophagoides pteronyssinus (European house dust mite), 2505 nucleotides long. Its product is annotated as RNA polymerase-associated protein RTF1 homolog. Gene Ontology annotation, cellular component: Cdc73/Paf1 complex. Lineage: Eukaryota; Metazoa; Arthropoda; Arachnida; Sarcoptiformes; Pyroglyphidae. The record is from RefSeq and is a predicted model, not a curated record. Gene Ontology annotation, molecular function: DNA binding; RNA polymerase II C-terminal domain phosphoserine binding.
UAAAGCGUUCGAUUCAUUGAUUCCAACAUACACAAUUUUUACCGGUUAAUCGAAUAUUAAUAUAAGAAUUGUGUUUGUAUUUUUUUGUUCAACUUGAAUUUCUCGAUCAAUGGCUAAAAAACGAAAUAGAUCUUCCGACGAUGAUUCUUCUUCAGCAUCAUCAUCAUCUUCGUCAUCUUCAUCUGAUGAGGAUAAAAUUGUCGAAGCUCGUAAGAAAAAUGUGAAAAGUGUUUCAAAAAUCAUACCCACAGAUUCAUCAAGCAGUUCGGAUGAUGGUGAUGAUGGUGAAUGGAAUGCUAAACCGAAAAGUAAAACAAAAUCGAAACGUAAUAAAAUGUCGUCAAAAAAACAACCAACUAAAGUGGUUAAAAAGAAAUUGAAAACAGCUUCAAGUGCUAGUGAUGAUAGUAAUGAUGAUGAUAAUAAUAAUAAUAAUGAUAUUGAUGAUGAUUAUGAUAUGAAGAAAAAUAGUUCCGAAGAAAAAGAAGAAGGUGAAGUUGAUUUCAGUGAUGAUGAAAAUGAAGAAUUCAACGAUGGUUUUGAUGAAAAUCUUAUGGGCGAUGAAGAAGAUCAAAGAAAAUUAGCCCAAAUGACUGAAAAAGAACGUGAACAAGAACUAUUCAAUCGUAGUGAAAAACGUGAAGUAUUACGUACAAGAUUUGAAAUUGAACGUAAAUUACGAUUAGCCAAAAAACAAGAAAUGAAGAAAAAAGCUAAUGAAAAACAAAAUGAUAAAAAUUUUGAUUCAGCAUUCACCGAAUCAGCAUCACGUAGUAUUGAACGAAGAAGAAAUAUGGAAGAUAAACGUAAAGUUAAAGAUGCUAUGAAAGGAUUAAAAGCUGAACGAGAAAAAAAGAAAGAAAAAUUAAAACAAAAACUGAAAGCUACCGAUGUUUAUUCGGAUUCAUCCGAUUCAGAUGAUUCAAAUUCUGAUGUAAGAAUAUCGAAAAAAGAUCGUAAAAAAUCAUCAUCAUCAGAAGAUUUUUCAUCCUCUUCAUCAAUAUCGGAUGAUAGUGAUGUCGAUACAAAAACAAAAUCGAAUAAACGAGAUAAAGAUGAUUGGGAUAAUGAACAAUCUGCCGAUCAUAUCGAAGAUAUUGAACAAUUUGAUUUCACAAUUGAACAUUUAAAUUCAAUACGUAUAUCACGAUUUAAAAUGGAAAAAUGGUGUCAUGCACCAUUCUUUCGUGAUACUGUUAUGCAUGCAUUUGUUCGAAUCGGUGUCGGUAAUAGCUCAUUAUCACAAUAUAUUGUUGGUCAAAUUGUUGAUAUUGUCGAAACGGCCAAAAUUUAUACAUUGGGUAAAACUCGAACAAACAAAGGAAUCAAAUUGAAACAUGCAAAUGAUGCUGAAAAAGUAUUUCGAUUAGAAUAUGUAUCGAAUUCUGAAUUCACUGAGAGUGAAUUUCAACAAUGGCAUUUGAAAAUGAUUGCAGAUAAAUGUGACUUUCCAACCAAAGAUCAGGUCGAACGUAAAAAAGCUGAUAUACAAAAAGCAAUCAACUAUAAUUAUAGUAAUGAAGAUAUCGAAUUGAUCGUGGCUGAAAAAGAACGGUUCAAAAAUAAGCCAACCAAUUUUGCAAUGAAAAAGACUCAAUUGAUGAAAGAUAAAGAAUUUGCUGAAAUGAAUGGUGAUCACGACAAAGCGAUAGAAAUCAGCAAAGAAAUCGACAAACUUGAAGAGGAAUCGAAGAAAUUAGACAAAAAACGUACACAAAGUAUAGCUUCGAUUUCAUUUAUUAAUGAACGUAACCGAAUGCGUAAUAUUAAAGAAGCUGAACGUGCUAUUGCUGAAUCAGCUAAAGAAGCUCAAAAUCAGAAAGAUGAUCCAUUCACAAGGCGUAAAUGUGCUCCUACAAUGAUCCAUGUAUUUAAUAAGAACAAACAAUCACAAUCACAACCUAAUGAGACGAAUGAACAAUCAUCUAAAGAAACGGACAGUCAAAAAUCUUCAAAAAAUUCAGCAGAAUCCAAUGAAAAUAAUGAUACGCUUGAUUCAAUCAAUACAAAUAAAAACACUGCUUCAUCUGGACUAAGUCAGAAUAAUCACAGCAAAUCAACGAAUAGUUCCAGCCAAAAUGAUAAAGAUAAUACCGACAUGUUUAGUGUCCAUGAUUUUGAUAUCAAAAUUGAUUUCGAAACUCUCGAUUUUGGACUUAACAAUAAUAACUCAUCAUCGAUAUCGAGCCAGAAUUCUUCGUUAUUAUUUUCCGGACUUUCCAAUAGUAAACCGAAUGGAUUUUCUGUCGCUCGUUCCAAUCCAUUACCGAAUUCUGGAACAAAUCGUCGUUCAUUGAAUCUAGAUGAAUAUAAGAAGAAAAAAGGCUUAAUUUGAUCUGUAUUCUAAUCGAUUCAUGACCCCAUCCAUUUUUUUUGUAAUCUGUAUCAUCGAUUAAUUUUAGGCCAUUUUAUUUUGUUCGUAAUUCUAUCCAUGUAAAAUUCUCAACCUUUCCCGAUCAAGUAGGGAUUUUAAUGAUUUUUAAAUAAAAUUUUUGAAAUUAUUGA